This is a messenger RNA of Stegastes partitus (bicolor damselfish), 4585 nucleotides long. RefSeq names its product radixin-like. The record is from RefSeq and is a predicted model, not a curated record. Bases 289 to 2007 code for a protein of 572 amino acids. Gene Ontology annotation, molecular function: actin binding. Gene Ontology annotation, cellular component: cytoskeleton. NCBI's taxonomy places the organism in Eukaryota, Metazoa, Chordata, Actinopteri, Pomacentridae. The transcript has 15 exons.
UGACUACCUCUUCUCCGGUCUGUGGGAGACUGGCGGAGGAGCCUCCUGUGCUCCCAGUGUCACCGUACACUCUUGAGUGCGCACAGCGUCCCGUAAACCGCGCAGAGGACGGGCUCUAUUUUUACCCCGCUGUGGAUAUAUAAAGCACCGCAGCCAGCUGGAGGGGGGGACAGUUGGAGACAUCCUCAGCGCGUUAGAGGCGCUGGUGCCCCGGAGAGAGGCAGGAAGACGGAGGACGAAUUCUUUCUGUUUUAUCAGCAACAGGGGACGGGCGGAGAGAGGCGAAAGAUGCCCAAGUCGGUCAAUGUGCGCGUCACCACCAUGCACGCCGAGCUGGAGUUUUCCAUCCUGCCCAGCACGAUGGGAAAACAGCUCUUCGACCAGGUGGUGAAGACGGUGGGUCUGAGAGAGAUCUGGUUCUUCGGCCUGCAGUACACAGACAGCAAAGGCUAUGUGACGUGGCUCAAACUCAACAAGAAGGUGACGCAGCAGGAUGUGAAGAAGGACAAUCUGCUGCAGUUCAAGUUCAGAGCAAAGUUCUUUCCAGAGGAUGUUUCUGAGGAGCUCAUCCAGGAGAUCACACAGAAACUCUUCUUCCUGCAGGUGAAGGAGGACAUCCUCAAUGAUGAGAACUACUGUCCUCCAGAGACGGCCGUGCUGCUCGCCUCCUACGCCGUCCAGGCUAAUUACGGCGAUUACAACAAAGACAUUCACAAGCCUGGAUACCUGGCAUCCGACCGGCUGCUGCCACAGAGAGUUUUGGAGCAACACAAGCUGACAAAGGAGCAGUGGGAGGACAGAAUACAGACCUGGCAUGAGGAGCACAGAGGGAUGCUCAGGGAGGAUGCGAUGAUGGAGUACCUGAAGAUCGCUCAGGACCUGGAGAUGUACGGCGUCAACUACUUUGAAAUCAAAAACAAGAAGGGCACAGAGCUGUGGCUGGGCGUCGACGCCUUGGGCCUCAACAUCUACGAGCACGAAGACAAGUUGUCUCCAAAGAUCGGCUUCCCCUGGAGCGAGAUCAAGAAAAUUUCCUUCAGCGACAAGAAGUUCGUCAUCCAGCCCAUCGACAAGAAAGCUCCAGACUUUGUGUUUCUCGCCCCGAGGCUGCUGAUCAACAAGCGCAUCCUGGCCUUGUGUAUUGGCAACCACGAGCUGUACAUGAGGAGGAGGAAGCCCGACAGCAUUGAGGUGCAGCAGAUGAAGGCUCAGGCCAGAGAGGAGAAGCAGCACAAACAGAUGGAGAGAGCACAACUGGAGAACGAGAAGAAAAAGCGCGAACAUGCGGAGAAGGAGAAGGAACGAAUAGAGCGAGAAAAGGAAGAGCUGAUCGAGAGGCUGAGGCAGAUCGAAGAACAGACGCAGAGAGCUCAGAUAGAGCUGGAGGAACAGACUCGGAAGGCUCUUGAGUUGGAGCAAGAAAGGAAGCGAGCAAAGGAGGAAGCCGAGCGGCUAGAGAUGGAGAGGCAAGCGGCAGAGGAGGCCAAAGCAGCGCUGGCUCAGCAGGCUGCCGACCAGAUGAAGAACCAGGAACAGCUGGCUGCAGAGUUAGCGGAGUUCACUGCCAAAAUCGCUCUGCUGGAGGACGCAAAGAGGAAAAAAGAAGAGGAAGCAACAGAAUGGCAGCACAAAGCUCUCUCAGCACAAGACGACCUGGAGAGGACUCGGGAGGAACUGAAGACGGCCAUCACGUCUCCGCCGGCGCCGGAGCACGACGAGCAGGACGAGACCAACGCCGAGGCGAGCGCCGAGCUCCUCAGCGAUGGAGUCACCAGCGACCGCAACGAAGAGGAUCGCAUCACCGAGGCGCAGAAGAACGAACGUGUCAAGAAACAGCUGCAGGCUCUGAGUUCGGAGUUGGCCGACGCCCGGGACGACACCAAAAAAACCCAGAACGACAUGCUCCACGCCGAAAACGUCAGAGCAGGCAGAGACAAAUACAAAACCCUGCGCCAGAUCCGCCAGGGCAACACCAAGCAGCGAAUCGACGAGUUCGAGUCCAUGUGAGCCAGAAAGAAGGCCGGACAGAGAACAAUCUCGUUUCCACGUCAACGCCUCACUUUCCAUGUGAAGCCCAGAACCUGCUGCCACUCCGGGAACCUUCCAGCUUCCGUUUUCUAUCCAGGAGAAACACCAGCUACCGGGCUUUGUAGCUUCAGCCUCGCCAAAGCUCUGUCUGGCAGCGGUUGGCCAGUCACACUGCUUUUUAGAGCUCCGCCCUCAAUCCAGUGAUGCACAUGUCUUUUAAACAGUCUGGGAAAAAAAACGCAAGCAAAGCAUCCUCCUCCCUUGUACAUUACUGGCAAUUCUAAUGCUUGCAUGUAUUAUAUUUAAACAAUACCAGGACCUCUAGACUAAAUGUGACACUGGACAGAAUCGAUUGAUAUUGUGCUUUUACUCAGCUGAAUAAAAAGGCCAUUUGUAGCUGUAGCUUGUUGAUGUUGCCGGCACGCUUUAAUAUCUACUUCUUUUGUCAUCAGCUGAACAAUUUAAUUAAUUUGUUGUUGUUUUUUUAAUAACGCCUUAUUCGACUCCUUCCUCGUCUCGUUUUGUCUGUUUGUUUUGGGACAGUUCUGCUGUCGGCGUCAUCGAUCCGUCAAAGUUGCAACAGCUAUCUUGGCUGUUUGGAAACGCUCACGUCGAGAGCUGUGAGCUGAUAUGCAAGCUAGAAUUGCUUCUUUUACAUUCUUACUGUGCUGGCAUGUUCUGUCCAUGGAGACAUUUGUUCAAAUAUAUAUUUUGGCCCACAAUAAAGAAUGAAUUUAUAUUUCCAAAUAUGUAGCAAUAAUAUGAUCUUAAAAGUCCUGACUGAUGUUAAAGCCAGUAGAGCUGGGUCUCACGUACACCUUCAGACAUACAUAAAAAGCAAGGAAAGCCUUUGCUGCUUAAAACCAACGUGUCAUGAAUGACUUUUCUUUGCAGAGUGGUUGGACACAACAAUAGAGCAACAUACUGCGGUCUCUGAAGGUUUGUAUCAUAUUAAAGCAAUUUUCAUCUUUACAGCGGAGGAAUUUUGAAAAUAACAGCAAGAUCAAACUCCUUUACUGAUUAUUAAUGUCAGUUAUUAGUAACUCUGCCUUGGAAAUAUUGUGGAGAUUUUAUUUCUGUAUCAAAAUCUGGAAAAACAAGGAACAAACAUCUUAACGGUUAAUAUUAGAAAAAAAGAUGAAUUUGUAGUUUUCAUCUGUAAAUCUUGCAUUUUUCCGAACACAUUCAUGUUUAAAGGACAGAGACAGAGCAGCAUGUGAAAGCUUGAGAAGGGCUUUUAUUGGUCACUUUUACAUCACACAAGAACAGUCAGCACGUCUCAUUUGGCCACAGUUUCCCAGAUUCUGUCAAGUUUGUUUUUCCUGCUUUUGUUUUGGGUUUUAUAUCCUAAAGCUUCGUUAAGUUGCACAAAUGUCUGAAGAAAGCCCCUUUUCAUAAGAUGAAAAAGAUAAGAACAGACAUGAAGGUAAAAAAUUUGGGGAAAAGCAUCUCGUCUCGUCUGUUUUUUUGUUUGUUUUUAAUCUAAUUUCCUUCUCCUUCUGUCUUUAAAUUAAUCAUAUACAGUGGUGCGGGAAAAUUUGUGAACCCUUUACAAGUUUCCAUAAAUGGAAAUAUGCAAAAAUAUGACCUAAAGCAAGAUCAGCUUUUCACACAAGUCCUAAAACUAGAUAAAAAGGAAUCCAGUUAAAGUAAUGAGACAAAAACAGAGAGGAAUAUGAUCCAAUAUUGCACAUCUGUGAGUGGCAAAAGUAUGUGAACCUGCAGGAUUAGCAGUUAAUUUGAAGGUGGGAUGACAAUUAGGUGUGAGUGGAUGUCCUGUUUUAUUUAAAGAACAGAAAUCCAGCAGAACCUGACGUUCACAUGUUUGUGGAAGUCUCUCAUGGUAUAAACAGAAGAUUCCUGUUGUUGCUCAUAGAACUGAAAAAAAGUUGUAAAACCAUUUCUAUGGAGUUAAGAACUUCAUUAAUCCACAUUCAGACAGACUUUGUACGUGUGAAUGAACAACAAAGAUCACACCAAGAUGAAGGCAUGGAAUAGUCCAUAAAGUCAGCAGGUAAACUGAAGACCACCUUCAUGGUAGUUAUUCAUUAGAAGACCACUGAACAACAAUGGAGAAAGCCACUGCUUUUGCUGCCCGUUACAGUUUGCUAAAGAUCAUGUGCAAAUGUCAGACGGCUGCUGGACAAACGUUGAUAAAGGGGGAAAAAAAUAGAGCUUUUUGGUUCAUGAGUCUGUCUUGGUUUGGGCCUGUUUUCUAGGAACAAUUAUACCAGCAAAGUCUUGAACUGAAUAUCAAGAGAAAGUUGGUCAUGCAGCACCAGCCCUCAGCACACAAAUCUUUAUGCCAACAGUUAAAGAAAUAUGAAGUUAAUAUUUAAAACCUAACUUUAAUCUGAUAGAAAUGUUGUAGGAGAUGAAGCAGGCAGCCGAUGUGAGGAAACACAGCCACAUCCCAGAGGUGACUGAGUUGACUUAUCAAUGUUUAUCUGCUGCACAACGAGGUCAAACCAGAUCCCGAAAGCCAAGGCUCACGUAUUUUGCCACUCACAGAUACAUUACAUCUUGUUAUUUUCUUCAGUAAAUAAAUGACAAAGUG